Molecule: messenger RNA, 2268 nt
Organism: Cololabis saira (Pacific saury)
Lineage: Eukaryota; Metazoa; Chordata; Actinopteri; Beloniformes; Belonidae
Gene: pck1
Product: phosphoenolpyruvate carboxykinase 1 (soluble)
Exons: 10
Coding region: 168-2042 (624 amino acids)
Biological process (GO): cellular response to glucose stimulus; cellular response to insulin stimulus; propionate catabolic process
Cellular component (GO): cytosol; mitochondrion
Molecular function (GO): phosphoenolpyruvate carboxykinase (GTP) activity; manganese ion binding; GTP binding
Source: RefSeq, a predicted model, not a curated record
GCAAGCGUUCUCUACCAGAGUCAUCAACCGUGGUGAGAAGAGACGACAGGAACAGCUCAGCUGAUGAGGCCAAGCUGACCGCUCUCUGCUCCAAACAAACUCAAGACUUCCUCUCGUCUACCAUUCUUCCGUCCAUCGCCCUGCCGCCCCCCCCAGACUCGGCCACCAUGCCUCCUCAGGUCCAGUCCCGGAACCAGGGCGGUGCCCGGGUCCUGCAGGGCGACCUCAGCGCCCUCAGCCCGGCCGUCAGGGAGUUCGUGGACACCAACGCCGCUCUGUGCCAACCCGAGUCCAUCCACAUCUGUGACGGCUCUGACGAGGAGAACCGAGCCGUCCUGACACAGCUGGAGGAGCAAGGGAUGAUCAAGAAGCUCAGCAAAUACGAGAACUGCUGGUUGGCCAGGACCGACCCGAUGGACGUGGCCCGUGUGGAGAGUAAGACGGUGAUCGUGACCCGGGACCAGCGGGACACGGUGCCCACGCCGCUGGGCGGGGGAGUCAGCCAGCUGGGCCGCUGGAUGUCCCAGGAGGAGUUCGACAAGGCCAUGGCCCAACGCUUCCCCGGCUGCAUGAAAGGGCGCACCAUGUACGUGAUUCCCUUCAGCAUGGGUCCGGUGGGCUCCCCGCUCUCCAAGAUCGGCGUGGAGCUGACGGACUCCCCCUACGUGGUGGCCAGCAUGAGGGUCAUGACCCGCAUGGGCACAUCGGUGCUGACCGCUCUGGGCAACGGCGAGUUUGUGCGGUGUCUGCACUCCGUCGGCUGUCCUCUGCCCCUCAGAAAGCCGCUGGUGAACAACUGGCCCUGCAACCCCGAGCAGACCUUGAUCGCCCACAUCCCGGACCGGAGACAGAUCAUCUCCUUCGGCAGCGGCUACGGAGGGAAUUCCCUCCUGGGGAAGAAAUGCUUCGCUCUGCGCAUCGCCUCGCGCAUCGCCAAGGAGGAGGGCUGGCUGGCCGAGCACAUGCUGAUCCUGGGCAUCACCAACCCCGCUGGAGAGAAGAAGUACAUGGCGGCGGCGUUCCCCAGCGCCUGCGGGAAGACCAACCUGGCCAUGCUGCAGCCCACGCUGCCCGGCUGGAAGGUGGAGUGUGUCGGGGACGACAUCGCCUGGAUGAAGUUCGACAGCGAAGGGAACCUACGAGCCAUCAACCCUGAGAACGGGUUCUUCGGUGUCGCCCCCGGCACCUCGGCCCAAACCAACCCCAACGCCAUGGCCACCGUGAUGAAGAACACCGUCUUCACCAAUGUGGCGGAGACCAGCGACGGUGGCGUGUACUGGGAGGGCAUGGACCAAACCCUGCCUGAAGGCGUCACCAUCACGUCCUGGAAGAACCAGCCCUGGAGCCCCGAAGAUGGAGAACCCUGCUCCCAUCCCAACUCCCGGUUCUGCACGCCGGCCGGACAGUGUCCCAUCAUCGACCCGCAGUGGGAGUCCCCGGAGGGCGUCCCCAUCGAGGCCAUCAUCUUCGGCGGCCGCCGGCCUCAAGGCGUUCCUCUGGUGUACGAAGCAUUCAGCUGGCAGCACGGCGUGUUCGUCGGGGCGUCCAUGAGGUCGGAGGCAACGGCUGCAGCUGAACAUAAAGCUAAGGUCAUCAUGCACGACCCCUUCGCCAUGCGACCGUUCUUCGGCUACAACUUCGGCCAGUACCUCUCCCACUGGCUGAGCAUGGCGGACCGGCCCGGGGCCAAACUGCCCAAGAUCUUCCACGUCAACUGGUUCCGCAAGAGCCCCACGGCCGGCUUCCUCUGGCCCGGCUUCGGCGACAACGUGCGCGUGCUGGACUGGAUGUUCCGGCGGGUGAAGGGCGACGCGGGGGCCGAGCCCUCGGCCGUGGGCUACCUGCCCUGCCGCGACGCCCUGGACCUGCGGGGCCUGCGGGGCCCGCUGGACCUGGACCAGCUCUUCUCCCUGGACCGGGACUUCUGGCAGACGGAGGUGCAGGACGUGAGGAAGUACUUCAGCACCGAGGUGAACGUGGACCUGCCCGGAGAGGUGGCCCGGCAGCUGGAGCUGCUGCAGCAGAGGGUCAGCCAGAUGUGAAGAGGAAAAGAACCUCCCUGAAUGAACGCUGUUGUUUCUUGUUCAGCACGUCUGUUAGUCCUGAAAUAAAACUUGCAAAUCCUAGAAUGACAAAUAACGAUAUUCUAGAGGAGACAGUUAGUGAACAUGUCUUUCAGAAAAGGAGAAUAAAUUUAUAACAGCUCGGCUGAUGGCCGUAUUUCUUCCUUACCACUUUUAUGCAAGUACUUUUAUGAGUACGGAGGAA